Messenger RNA from Bradysia coprophila, 1597 nucleotides. RefSeq lists its product as uncharacterized. NCBI's taxonomy places the organism in Eukaryota, Metazoa, Arthropoda, Insecta, Diptera, Sciaridae. The record is from RefSeq and is a predicted model, not a curated record.
UAAGCUUAGAAAAAGUAUGAAUCGAAAGCAAAGCUCAGUACGUGUUUAUGUUUUGCCGCGCUUUCAACAAUUUUCCGUGGAACACAAAAACAGUGGGUAACAUACAACGAGCGGACGAAAGUUUGACAAGUUGUUGUGGUGCGUGCGAAAAGCUAAUUGACGAACGAAAUUUAUGGGCCAUAUUGUAAAACUUUGGCUUUUUUAAAUAAAAACGGUCAUAUCGCGUUUGUGUCACAAAUUAAUUAUGUUUUUAAUACAAAUUUUGAAGACAAUGUUACAAAACAAAUGCCGUUUAUUACAUAAUAAUUGGAAUAUUUUGAUUUUGUUAAUUAUAUUACCGUGCGGUCUGUCACAUAAAGAAAACCAAGUAAAUUCCGAUGACAACUAUUACAUUCACCACCAGAAAUUACCAAAUCGAGUAAAAAAUUAUCUAAAUGAUGACGAUGUCGAUUCUAGUCAAAACGAUUUUCAUAAACUUUCCAAACAAUCGGAUGACAAAUUCAAUAACCAACCAAUAUUGCACAGUUUCGAUCGAAUCCAACAAAGGCAUCAAACACCACAUAUGUCCGACGAUAAACUCAUGAAUAGACAAUUAAGUCAUAAACAUUGGGGAAGUAAGCGAUCGCACAAGACUAGAAAUCCGAAGCACAAGUCGAACAGGUACAAACAUUACUCAAACAAUCGACAGUACAUCAACGGUAUCAUACACUAUCAUGAGGACAACGCACUCCAUAAUCAUCUGAAGUCCAAUGAGAAAGCAAAACAUUAUUCGCAUGGAGUGUAUACGUUGCACAAUGUUCAAAAAUUUGAAGACAAUUACGAACCGCCGUACGUCAAAAAGUUCAAUCGCAGAAACAAACAAUUGCUAAACCUAUUGGAGGGCAUACCGGCAUCCGACGAACAAAUGGCUAAACCGAAAAAACACGCAGCAAAGGUGGAUCAGAAGAAGAAUCAAUGGGUCGAAACGAAUUUAUUUGAAGAACAGCGACCGCAUCCAACGGCUCGAAAUUUAUCGACAUCGUCUGAAACGAGCGAUGGCAUAAACGACAUUCCCGGUGAAAACGAUUCAGAAACAAUUAACGAUGAUGCCGUCAGCAAAGAACAAAUCCAUAAAAAUCCUUCCAAAUCGGAGAGAUUUAAUUACCAUCGUGUCGCUUCACCCAAACUGGUUGGUUUUGGUAGUUUCGGAAUGUUGAGAAAGCAACAAUUACCGUUCGUCGCGAUCACCGAUAAGAGACUUAGCCAUUCAAAUAGCCGCUCCUAUUCGCAACAACCAAGCAAUUUAUCAAUGCCUUAAAUUAAUUAUUAAAUUUAUGUGUGAGUGUGUGUGUCAGUCAUAUCAAACUAUGUUAUAACAUUGAGUUUAAUUAAAUAAAAUACACCAGACACAAGCCAUAUAUAGAUCCAAAAACUAAUUAUUCGGUAGGAAUUUAUGUACAUUUUCAUUAAAGGAUAAGAACAGCAAAGAAAACAAACAGAGAAUCUAACUUAAUUGAAAAUAGAGAGAGAGAUUUUAACAAAACUUAAAAUUAUUCAGAGAUAGAGAAAGUAGUGUCGAAAUUAUAAAGGCAAAUAUACGCUUCAAAACAUACCGAAA